Messenger RNA from Solanum stenotomum, 1905 nucleotides. Its product is annotated as pentatricopeptide repeat-containing protein At5g18390, mitochondrial. Gene Ontology annotation, biological process: RNA splicing. The record is from RefSeq and is a predicted model, not a curated record. Gene Ontology annotation, molecular function: protein binding. The transcript is spliced from 4 exons. Bases 261 to 1679 code for a protein of 472 amino acids. NCBI's taxonomy places the organism in Eukaryota, Viridiplantae, Streptophyta, Magnoliopsida, Solanales, Solanaceae.
CGGCGUCGUUUCUUUGUUGGUGUAGGAUUGAUUUCGAAAAUUAGGUUUUGAGUUCAGAAAUUUGGUAGUUAAUUGCAAUGGUGCUGAGUUAAUCAAUGGCGGCUAAAGGGAGUGACAUUCAUCUAAUUAGUUUGGUGUAAACACUCGUGCGAGACUCGAGCGUUGAUAUAGUUGCAUUCUAUGCUCUUUAGCGUAGUUAAUUCAGCUGGAAAUUGAGUUAGUUUACCUCAAUUGGAUUUGAACCGAUUUGCUACUCAGGAAUGUUUUCAAUGUUCGCCAGAAUCUUUCUUCAAAGGACUUUGUAUUCGGCUACAUUCACCAACAACACCAACAUUUUUAGGUGUCUUAAAACUAUAGCACCUUCCAUCGACCAGUGUAGCAAUCCUUUCAGCGGUAAAGGUAGUUGUGGCAGAAGUGUGCCAAAUGAUGACUACUUUGCAACAAUUCAUCACGUAUCUAACAUUGUACGACGGGAUAUUUACCUGGAACGGACCCUUAACAAGAUGCAUAUUUCAAGUAUUGUCAACUCUGAACUUGUGUACCGUGUCCUUAGAAGUUGUUGCCAACAUGGUAUUGAAUCUUUUCGUUUCUUUAACUGGGCUCGGACUCAACACCCUCAGUAUGACCCAACUACCGUUGAGUUUGAAGAACUUCUUAAGACCCUUGCCCGGACUGCUCACUGGGAGACAAUGUGGAAAGUAGUCCAGCAGAUGAAAGCUCAAAAUAUUCCUAUCUCACCAUCCAUUGUUUCAUUCAUUAUCGAACACUAUGGUAAGCGUGGUCUCAUUGAUCAGGCUGUCGAGCUCUUCAAUCGGCUCAAGAACUUCGACUGUUCUCAAACUACUGAAGUAUACAAUGCUAUGCUUUUCGCACUCUGUGAGGUCAAGAAUUUCCAAGGGGCCUAUGCAUUGAUUCGGAGGAUGAUACGAAAAGGUACUGUUCCAGAUAAGCAGACAUAUUCUAUUCUUGUAAAUGGCUGGUGUUCUGCCGGGAAGAUGAGAGAGGCACAAGAGUUCUUGGAGGAAAUGAGUCGAAAGGGCUUCAAUCCUCCUGUACGUGGGAGGGACCUUCUAAUUGAUGGGUUGCUCAGUGCUGGAUAUCUAGAAUCAGCUAAAGGAUUGGUGAGAAAAAUGACAAAGGAGGGGUUUGUGCCAGAUGUUGGAACAUUCAAUUCUUUGGCAGAGGCUAUAUGUAAAACUGGGGAAAUCGACUUUUGCAUUGACCUUUUCAAUGAUGUUUGUAGAUCGGGGCUUUGUCCUGAUAUCGAGACUUAUAAGAUUGUCAUAACUGCUGCAUCAAAGGUAGGUAGGAUUGAUGAGGCAUUUCAGAUUCUUCAUAGGUCAAUUGAAGCUGGACACCGGCCAUUUCCCAGUUUAUAUGCUCCAAUACUAAAAGCUUUCUUCCGGAGAGGACAGUUUGAUGAUGCAUUUAGCUUUUUCAGUGAUAUGAAGCUGAAAGGGCAUCCACCAAAUCGACCUCUUUAUACCAUGUUGAUAAAGAUGUGCUCUCGUGGAGGUAGAUUUGUAGAGGCGUCUAAUUAUUUAGUAGAAAUGACCGAGUUAAAUUUGUUGCCUAUGUCACGAAGCUUUGACAUGGUGACAGAUGGAUUGAAGAAUUGUGGAAAGCAUGAUCUAGCCAAAAGGAUCGAGCAGUUGGAGAUAUCUGUCAAGGGCAUCUGAAUUAUUGUUGUGGAUCGAGCAGUUGGAGAUAUCUGUCCAAUAGACUCAAGGCUGUGCGAAUGAUCUGCCCUUUAUUUGAUACAACGCGUUGGGUGAGGAAUCUGGAACGUUCUUACUUUAAGAUGUGGAAUCUCUAUUGCUCCGGCCAGCAUCCUCAGCCCUUCAAAGUGACCGAGAAUGACUCAGGAUUUGCUUUUGACCACUAGAUGUAGUAGGGAAGGAAGAG